Messenger RNA from Erigeron canadensis, 1011 nucleotides. RefSeq lists its product as uncharacterized. The transcript has a single exon. The record is from RefSeq and is a predicted model, not a curated record. Lineage: Eukaryota; Viridiplantae; Streptophyta; Magnoliopsida; Asterales; Asteraceae. Bases 1 to 1011 code for a protein of 336 amino acids.
AUGCAGAACAAAUCCAUCCCACGAUCCCAAAAUUCGUUACCAUUCUUUGGUAUAGUGAGGGAAUCUUUCAAAAUAAUAAGAAAAAAUAAGACCUUGUUGUUUCCGGUCCUUAUUCUGGUGUUUCUUAUAUAUUGUCAGUUAGAUUUUACACAGUACUAUGUGUUAGGACCAGUCGAAAAGAAUUUUGUGUUGGAGUUAGCAGCAUACCCGACCACUCUAUACAAUCUUGGUCGUAAUCUUGAUAUUGUUACUUAUCAUGGCGCGUUCGAUGAACUUCUGGAGAUUCUACUUGUUAAACACUUGCAUCUGCUCUCCUCUUUAAUCCCCACACUAUUUUUCUUGGUUGCAAUUGUUCUUUCCACUUAUGAGGCUUACACUUACAAACUAUUAGGCCCCAAGGAAAUAUUGUUGAAAAUAGGAAAAUGUUGGAAUAGGGUAUCUUUAACUAGCUUUUGCAUGCUCUUAAUUACUUUUGGCAUAAUGUUUAUUUACUUAAUUUAUUACGCCCUAAUCUCCUACUUGGAUGUAAAUUCAUGGUCUACAGUCAUUUUCUUUGGAAUGAUUACUAUUACCGUCCCAUUCUGGUACUUUUACUUGGCUGCACUUUGGAUGGUGAGUUUAAUAGUUUCGGUUUUAGAGGAAGGUCCAGGCGGUUAUAAAGCAAUUGGAAGAGCAGUGGAGCUAAUGAGCGGAAAAAGGCUACAAGCGUCGCUAAUGAUGGUUCCUUUCGUUGUUGCUAGUGCGGUUGUUUAUCAUUUGGUUCAUGUCAUCGUUACAAGCCCCACAUUGUUCCAAUUUGAUCGGAUGUCCUCAAAUGGGCAUGUCACAAGAUAUUAUCUAAACAAGAACGCACGACUGACAAUUGAGAUUUCAUUGUUAAACGCAUCAGAUUGCUUGUUGAAACUUUAUAUGUUUGUGGUGUAUACAGUUUUCUUCCAUGAACAAAAAACAAACCUUGACGAGAAGGAAGUGAAAGACCAGUAUCUUCCUGUUGUUGCUAGUGAAGCUUAG